This is a messenger RNA of Mastomys coucha (southern multimammate mouse), 1555 nucleotides long. It is a transcript of the gene Sirt3, whose product is annotated as sirtuin 3. The transcript is spliced from 7 exons. NCBI's taxonomy places the organism in Eukaryota, Metazoa, Chordata, Mammalia, Rodentia, Muridae. The record is from RefSeq and is a predicted model, not a curated record. Gene Ontology annotation, molecular function: histone deacetylase activity, NAD-dependent; NAD+ binding. The coding region runs from base 157 to 1161 and encodes 334 amino acids.
GCACCAGGCAUAAACACACCCUUCGACACGUGGGGUUAAGGCGCCGGGGGCUGGGCACGGUGGAGGGAAGGCGCGGGAGGGCGGGACUUGGCCAGGAGGGGGCGGGAGUAAGAGUGCCGAGAGGGCGGGGCUUGGCGCACGGGGGCGGGGACUCGGAUGGCGCUUGACCCUCUAGGCGCCGUCGUCCUGCAGAGCGUCAUGGCGCUGAGUGGUCGACUGGCAUUGGCCGCGCUCAGACUGUGGGGUCCGGGAGGUGGGAGAAGGCCCAUAUCCCUCUCUGUGGGAACCUCAGGCAGCUUUGGAUGUGGAGGAAGCAGUGAGAAGAAGCUUUCUCUGCAGGAUGUAGCUGAGCUGCUUAGGUCCAGAGCCUGCAGUAGAGUCGUGGUCAUGGUGGGGGCCGGCAUCAGCACACCCAGUGGCAUCCCGGACUUCAGAUCCCCAGGGAGUGGCCUCUACAGCAACCUUCAACAGUAUGACAUCCCAUACCCUGAGGCCAUCUUUGAACUUGGCUUUUUCUUUCACAACCCCAAGCCCUUUUUCACGUUGGCCAAGGAGCUGUACCCUGGGCACUAUAGGCCCAAUGUCACUCACUACUUCCUUCGGCUGCUCCACGACAAGGAGCUGCUUCUGCGGCUCUACACACAGAACAUCGAUGGGCUUGAGAGAGCAUCUGGUAUCCCUGCCUCAAAGCUGGUUGAAGCUCAUGGAUCCUUUGUAUCAGCUACAUGCACAGUCUGUCGAAGGUCCUUCCCAGGGGAAGACAUAUGGGCUGAUGUGAUGGCAGACAGGGUGCCUCGCUGCCCUGUCUGUACUGGCGUUGUGAAACCUGACAUUGUGUUCUUUGGGGAAUCGCUGCCUGCAAGGUUCUUACUACAUGUGGCUGACUUCGCUUUGGCAGAUCUGCUACUCAUUCUUGGGACCUCCCUGGAGGUGGAGCCUUUUGCCAGCUUGUCUGAAGCAGUACAGAAAUCUGUGCCCCGACUGCUCAUCAAUCGAGACUUGGUAGGGCCAUUUGCUCUGAGUCCUCGAAGGAAAGAUGUGGUCCAGCUAGGGGAUGUAGUUCAUGGUGUGGAAAGGCUGGUGGACCUCCUGGGGUGGACACAAGAGCUGCAGGAUCUCAUGCAGCGGGAGCAUGGAAAGCUGAAUGGAGAGGACAAAUAAGACUCCUUCACCUGGGAAAGUCACACAGGAGAUCAUCCUAUGUCCAGGGAGACCUCAUGCUGAAGACAGCUCCAACAGGUUUACAAAUGUGGGCCAGACCACAAAAUGUGGCCUGGCAGUGGUUCUCUGAGGCUGCCUUUGGAAAAGCUGACCAGGAAGUCUACCUUUGGGGCCACUCACAUGCGAUCUGGCCACCUCCUCACUGCUGAAGCUUGUAGUGUGGAUGCCGAUUUCUGGCAGUGGCCCUUACAGUUACCAAGAGGGCAGUACAGUGUGUCUGUCACCAGACAGGUGACACACUAGGGUAAUCUAGCACGUUGAUCUACAAAGUGGCAUCUUUAACUAAAACAUCAUUUCUCGCAUGAAAUAAACUUAGUGUAAAACUUAGUGUAAA